Messenger RNA from Drosophila ficusphila, 1223 nucleotides. RefSeq names its product E3 ubiquitin-protein ligase MARCHF5. The transcript has a single exon. The record is from RefSeq and is a predicted model, not a curated record. Gene Ontology annotation, molecular function: zinc ion binding. Lineage: Eukaryota; Metazoa; Arthropoda; Insecta; Diptera; Drosophilidae. Bases 109 to 1113 code for a protein of 334 amino acids.
UUCUGGCUGACUUUCAUUUCAAAUCGAAGCUGCUACAUUCAGGCACUCGAACAAAAUUCCACUUGCUCCGGAUCCCCUUUGUUUGUCCAUUUCGAGGUGGCAACCACGAUGCAGCGGAGGACCCGAUCGACCCAGCUCGACCUGCCGCCGCUCCGCAAUCGGCGUCGCAACCGCAUCAGGAGCGGAUGGGAGCCGCAGCUGGCCGAGCCGGAGGAGGAGGAGGAGCGCAGGAUGGACGACCGGAUGGUGGAGGAGAGGAUGUGCUGGAUCUGCCUGACCGGCGACGAGGAGCAGCCCCGCCGGGACUGGCUGCAUCCGUGCCGCUGUCGCGGAUCGGGGCAGUGGGUGCACGAGGCCUGCCUGAGUCGCUGGAUCGACGAGAAGCAGAUCCUGGCUCCGGAUGGACCCGUGUCCUGUGCCCAGUGCCGCACCGAGUACAUCAUCGUGAUGCCGCCGCUGUGCCGCUUCGAUGCCCUGCUGGUGCGACUGGAGAAGUGCUACGAGCGACUCUGUCCCAGCGUCCUGCUGGGCAUCCUGGCCGCCACCGUCUACUUCUGGGCGGUGACCUACGGAGCACUGACCCUCCUCGAGCUGGCCGGCUACCAGGCGGGGAUGAAGCUGCUCGACGAGGAUCCCACGCUCCUGAUGAUCCUGCUGCCCCUGGUGCCGACCGCUCUGCUUCUGGGCAGGAUGGUCCGCUGGGACGACUGCCUCGUCCGUUGGCUGCGCCGCCACCACCGGCUGGCCAUUCCGGAGGAGCAGCGCGACUCCCAGGGGGAACCCCUGCCCGGCGCUCCCCUCGAUGAUGAGUACUUCGAUGCCCAGUCCGAUUCGGAGAUCCAGCUGAUCGGCAGUCCCCUGGGCGUGGAGCAACUGGGACGCGCCGCCUCCAGCUUCUGCGUGGCCCUCGGCCUGCCCACCGUCGCCCUGAUCCUCGGCAGAACCCUUUACGGGCGGAUCUACGGGGAGAGCAAGCCGCUGGGCAUCCUCCUCGGUGGAGUGACCUUCGUGGCCGCCAAGGGAUUGGCCUGCGUUUACCUGAGGCACUCGCAGUACCAUCGAAAGCGCCUCCGCUUCGUGAAGGACUACGUUGCUCCAUCCACGAGGAACUGAAGCCAUCCGGAGGCCAUCCGGAGGAACCCACCUUGAUCUCCACACUCCACACUCACUGUCAUUCUCCACUCUGUGUCCAUAGCCAAGAAUAAACUCAGCUCGCAAUGCAA